AUGACAUGGAAUGACGAUGUAGCAUACGCUAUGACUCCCUUCAAACUCUUAACUCUGCCAUUAGGCGUUUGGCCUUUGCAAAAAUAUAAUACAUUUGCUUUAAUUCGUUCUAUCAUAUCCGGCUCCAGUUUGACCGCGAUGAUGAUCAUGUUGUUUCUCGAAAUCGUUUUCGGUAGCAGCGAUGUAUAUAUAAAGCUCGAUGCUCUUAUGCUUAUGUUCUGCAACGUUCUUUCUGUACUGAAGAUAUUGUCAUUCCGUAUAUAUGCCAAUAAUAUGAUUCGCAAUUUCACUUCUGCUAUAAACGAUUAUCUCGCGAUCGACAACAAGAAGAAGCAUGCGAUUAUGCGACAACACGCAUUCAUAGGAAGGAUGAUUAGCUGCAGUAUCUUAUUUUUCGCUUAUUUGGCUUCAACAAUUUUCUGUCUGGUGCCUAUAAUAGCUGGCGAUGGAGGAGACAUUCAAGUUAAUAUAUCUAUCAAAAAUCAAGCAUCAGAUUUACCCGUACCCUUAACAUGGUCGUUAGGAAGCUAUCAUCUCUCUGCGAAUUUAUUCUUCGUGAUAUCUAUUGUGCAAUAUUUUCUAUUGGUGCUCAAUAGCAACUGCAAUUGUGGCAGUGAUUCACUUUUUCUCGCUAUCACUACACAUGUUUGUGGGCAAAUGGAAAUCCUAAAAAUGGAAUUUGUCAAUUAUGGCGUGGAAAGCAAGAACAUAUUUGAAGAUUUUUCAAAAUUGGCAUCAAGACAUCGUUAUUUAAUGGAGCAUGCGGAACUUCUCGUCGAAGUAAUAAGUUUCGUUUUGCUUGUGCAAAUGCUGUUUAGUUGUCUUAUUAUUUGUUUGAUCGGUUUCCAAUUUAUUUUGGCAUUGAAAUCGCAUGAUGUAGUGAUGAUAACUAAAACCAUAACAGUGAUGGGCGCUCUAUUGUUACAGUUAUUCUUUUAUAGUUUCGUGGGCGACUAUCUGAAGUGUCAAAUGGAAGAUAUCGCUCAGUCUAUCUACAGUUGUAAUUGGUACUGCUUUCCACUGAAAUUAAUGAGGAAUGUUUUAUUCGUCAUUAUGCGGUCGCAGCAACCUGUCCAACUGUUAGCUGGCAGAUUUUUCGUCGUAACUAUCGAGACUUAUAUGACCAUAUUAAAAAGUUCUCUCUCGUAUUUGUCCGUUCUGCGAGUGAUGGUGGACACAUAG
Messenger RNA from Trachymyrmex cornetzi, 1182 nucleotides. Its product is annotated as Odorant receptor 85d. Gene Ontology annotation, cellular component: plasma membrane. Gene Ontology annotation, biological process: detection of chemical stimulus involved in sensory perception of smell; sensory perception of smell. Gene Ontology annotation, molecular function: odorant binding; olfactory receptor activity. The coding region runs from base 1 to 1182 and encodes 393 amino acids. The transcript is spliced from 4 exons. The record is from RefSeq and is a predicted model, not a curated record. Lineage: Eukaryota; Metazoa; Arthropoda; Insecta; Hymenoptera; Formicidae.